Molecule: messenger RNA, 1608 nt
Organism: Symbiodinium sp. CCMP2592
Lineage: Eukaryota; Dinophyceae; Suessiales; Symbiodiniaceae
Source: the annotation of a GenBank genome assembly
AUGCGCUCAUGGGGCGCUCGUGCGGACUGCGCCGUCAGCGACGAGCCCCUCUACGCGCAUUACCUCAGCACGCUCGAUGAAUCCAAACGCGCCGAGCAUCCGGUCUAUCAGCAAGUGAUCGAAUCGCAGGACACCGAUCCGAAAAAGCUUGCCAGCAUGCUCACCGGCCCAAUACCAGACAACAAACCGAUCUGGUACCAGAAACACAUGGCACACCAUCUGACCAACGACUUCGGCAUGGAUUGGCUCGCUUGUCUCACCAACUGCAUCCUCAUCCGCGAACCCGCCGCGAUGAUCACGAGUUUCAUCAAGGUCAUCGAGAACCCGACCCCAGAAGACCUCGGACUCCCGCAACUGCUGCGGAUCUUCGAGUGGAUUCAAUCGCACACAAACUCACUGCCGAUCGUGCUGGACUCAAAGGAUGUGCUCACCGAUCCCGCAAAGACCUUAAACACGCUCUGCGAUCGCAUCGGCGUGCCUUUUGAUGACUCGAUGCUCGCAUGGGAGCCCGGCCCUCGUCCAGAGGACGGCGUGUGGGCGCCCCAUUGGUACGCGACCGUCUAUCAAUCCACCGGGAUGAACCGGUCCCCGAUCGACUCAGGGGCGUCCUCGAAGAUUGCCAAGCGAUCUACGAUCAACUCGCACAACACAAGCUCUAGAGAACACCACAUGCUCCAGAAGUUCAACGAGAAAAACAAAGACCUCCUCAUCAACAUCAACGGCAAGCUCAUCCACCGCGACCACGCCGGGAUCUCCCCAUUCGAUUCACUCGUCCAGGGAGGCGACGGCGUGUGGGAGGGACUCCGCGUCUACAACGGCAAAAUCUUCAAACUCGACGAACACCUCCAGCGUCUCCAGCGCAGCGCCAAAGCCCUCGCGUUCACGCAGAUCCCGACGCGCGACGAGCUCGUCGAGCAGAUCAAGAAAACCCUCGCCGCCAACAACAUGACUGACGGCGUCCACAUCCGCAUCACCCUCUCGCGCGGGACCAAGAUCACCUCCGGGAUGGACCCAAGACUCAACCAGUCCGGACCAACACUGAUCGUCCUCGCAGAGCACAAGCCCCCGGUGUACCGCGACGCGGAGGGAUCGAGCGGGUUGUCGCUCUCGACCAGCAGCAUUCGCCGCUUCUCUCCCGACACGAUGGACCCCAACAUCCAUCACAACAACCUCAUCCAAUCGAUCAUGGCCAAGAUCGAAGCCAACGCAUCGGGCGCCGACGACGCGCUCAUGCUCGAUCAUCGCGGAUUCCUCGCCGAAGCCAACGCGACGCAUGUGUUCAUCGUCGCCCCCUACCCCGCGCACGCUGGAGAUCCGACCCCAGUGGUACAGACCUCGACCACCGCCGCGUGUCCAGAGGGGAUCACACGCCAGACGAUCAUCGAUAUCUGCAACGAGCACAACAUCCCUUGCAUCGAGCGCGACAUCUCGCUCACGCAAGUCUACAACGCCGACGAGUGCUUCACGACCGGCACCAUGGGCGAGCUCGCAUGGGUCGGCAACAUCGACGGGCGAACCAUCGGCACCGGUUCAAUGGGACCGAUGACCAAGAAACUCAGCGAGCUAUUCAUCGAGAAGACAAAGCACGAAGGCGUGCAGGUCUGCUGA